Naegleria gruberi is the source of this 516-nucleotide messenger RNA. RefSeq lists its product as uncharacterized. Bases 1 to 516 code for a protein of 171 amino acids. The record is from RefSeq and is a predicted model, not a curated record. The transcript is spliced from 2 exons. Lineage: Eukaryota; Heterolobosea; Eutetramitea; Acrasida; Naegleriidae.
AUGUCCAAAUACAAAGUUACGAUCAAACCACAAAGUUCAUCCGAUGUAUUGGAAAAGAAGAAGGAGGUACUUUCUCUACUGGAUAAACCAGAACAAGUUGAUUCCCUGCUAGCUUUGUUAGAUGAGGUAUUUUCCAACAGCAAUGUAGAAAAGUAUUCUGCCAUCAGCAAGGAUGACUUUGCCUUCCUGCUUGAAGCUAGAUGCAAGGCUUCAUUGAUAAGGGCUGAUCAACUCUCGGAGAAGGAAGAAAAGAGGUUGGCUAUAUUGAAAGCCCUGAAUAGUGGACAAGAAUGUGUUAUUAAUCAACCAAGUUUUGCUCCUGGAUAUGUUUUGUAUGGUGAAGCUUUUGUUAGUUUUGCAAAAUUGGGUGAUCACGACAAGGUGUUUGAUGAUAAGCAGGAAAGAGAAUUAAUCAAGAAUAUUAGAGAAAUUGUAGGAGAUUGGUUUUCAAUUAUUAGAGAUACUCUUGGAAUAAUUGUUGGACUCAAUACUACAGAUUUCUCACUAUCUUCUUGA